Molecule: messenger RNA, 3492 nt
Organism: Sphaeramia orbicularis (orbiculate cardinalfish)
Lineage: Eukaryota; Metazoa; Chordata; Actinopteri; Kurtiformes; Apogonidae
Product: NACHT, LRR and PYD domains-containing protein 14-like
Exons: 8
Coding region: 132-3011 (959 amino acids)
Molecular function (GO): protein binding
Source: RefSeq, a predicted model, not a curated record
AAUACUUUCAUACUUGAAGACGUAUCCCUUAAAUGCUGCAGUCUAAAUAGUUAGAACGUUAUUGUAUUUUAUGUGCCUUAGCUUUAAUUCUUUACACUUUUUAUGUUAUUUUCAGGUACCGCAGCAUUUCCAUGGAUCUCCAAACUUCUCUCAAAACUGCACUGCGGAAGAAGUAUCACAAUCUGAAUAAUGGCAGCCACCCGUUACUUCCUUCAAGGUUCUGCUAUCGGACAUUUGAAGACGAUGACAAAACGCUGUGUUACCAGGAAUUUAGGUAUUUUGAUCAUUCUGACAGUCAGAGUUGGAUGGUCUAUGACACCAUUCCGCUUGUGGAGGUUUUAUCUUGCGACUGCAAACAUGACACCAGCAAGAGAACAGUCAUGACUUUAGGGGUGUAUGGAAUAGGGAAAACCACUGCAGUUCAGCAGUGUGUUCUAGACUGGGCUGAAGACAAAGCCUACCCUGACAUCCAGCUUCUGUUCCCUCUCAAAUUCUGGGAGUUAUAUUUGCUGGGGUCUGAUUGUAAAAUGAAUUUAAUUGAACUACUGCUGAUGUUUUACCCAGAGCUGAAGGAACUCCACAUUUCCAGUUUGAAUGAAAAAAAUGUGUGGUUUAUCUUUGAUGGACUGGAUGAAUAUCGUUACUGUUUAAACUUCUCCUGUCCAAAAGUCAGUGAUGUGUCACAAAGAACCACUGUGAAUAGCCUGGUGACUAAUCUAAUCAGGGGAAACUUGCUUCCCAAAGCUCACAUCUGGCUGACGACGCGACAUGCAACAGCAACACAAAUCCCUCAUCCCCAUAUACUCAGAUACACUGAGAUACAAGGGUUUGAUGACAAACAGAAGGAGCUUCACAUCAGGGAUAUUGUCAACAAUGAUCAACUUGCCAACAGAGUUAUUGACCAUGUGAAAAUAUCAAGGAGUCUGGACUUCCUGUGCCAGAUACCAUCCAUGUGUACCAUCAUGGCAACCGUUCUGAAGGAUCAUCUGGAAGAAACAGAAGAUGACUUUGAAAUCAGUCCCAUGAGUCUUACCCAGAUUUUCUCCAAUCUCAUCAGAACAUUCAACUUUGAUAUUGCCCAUAAGAUGAAAGAGAUAGCAGAAUCUCAUUUGUGGAUGGAUGGACUUUUGUUUGAAGAUGAUCUUAUGGAUCAUUACAUAACUCUUGAUGAGUUGUCUGCCUUUUCCCAAGAGUAUCCACUUGUGUUGAGAGAAGAGAAGGGGCUGCGUGACGUCUCAGUGUUCCACUUUGGUCACAUAUGCAUUUGUGAGUUCCUGAAUGGAUUACGUGAAGUGGAGAACACUCAAUUCCAUCCUGUUGCAAGGCGGUCGAAGUAUUAUAAACACCUGGUGGACACAGCGAUGGGCCUGGAAAAUGGUUUAAAUGAUGUCCACCUUCGCUUCAUCUUUGGCCUGAUAAAGGAGCGUAGGUUACUGGAAGCCUCAAAUCCACUGUUUUACUACAUGAAGAUGAUGAUCUUGGACAACAUUCUGACAUAUAAAGCUGUGCGCUUGUUUCACUGUCUAAGAGAGUUUGACAGCCAGGCUUUAUUGAAUGAAGUCACAUGUUAUAUGAAGACACGUUCAUCUCCAAUCCCUGGCUUCUCAUCAGAUCGGUGGGAAUUAAUCAGUCAAAUGACCGCUAACUUUGAAGGCAUGCGCCACAAGUUUGAGAUGGAAGUGUGCACAAGAUGUGAUGAAAGGCUCCUCAGACAACUCCCAGCUCUUCUGAAAUCCAUAAAAGCCAUGCUGAGGUUCUCAAACCUGACAGACAAGUGUUGUCCAGCGCUGGCUGCAGUUCUAAGUACAAAAGAGUCGUACCUGAGGGAGCUCGACCUGGGAUGCAACUGCAUUGGUGACAGUGGGGUGGAGAAGCUGGUGCAGGGGCUGACCAAUCCAAACUGCAAGCUGAAAACACUGAGGUUACAGGGCUGUGGACUGACCUCACCUGCCUGCCGACACCUGGCUACCGCACUGAGACGAUCCCAGAGGCUGAGAGAGCUAGACCUCAGUGCGAAUGAAAUAGGAGAUGAUGGAUUGAAACAUCUUUCAAGUGGUUUGGAAUCUCCUGAGUGCCAAUUAGAAACCCUCAAACUGUCACAGUGCAACAUUGAGGGACAAGGCUGCUAUUAUCUGUCCUCAGCUCUGCAGAAAAACUCCACUCACCUCAAAUGGUUGGAUCUGAGCAUCAACACGAUAGGCGACGAGGCUGCCAAUGACCUUUUUGCGAAGUUUGAUAUCUCAAAGCUGACAAAACUGGAGAUGUACCACUGUGGCCUUACGGUGUUGAGCUGUGAAAAUAUCGGGGAAGCCCUAAAGGUAGAAAGCAGCAAUCUGGUCGAAUUUAAUUUGAGCAACAAUAACUUGGCAGAUGCAGGAUUUGAGAAGAUCUGUGAAGGUAUGGUGGCAUGGAGCAGGCUGGAAAAAUUCAAUUUGUCUAGAUGUGGAAUCACGAGUGAGGGUUGCCGCUACAUAUCAAAGGUCCUUGCUUGCAUCUCACAGCUGUACAGUCAAGAAUUUCUUCCCAAAACAUGCUGGCAGGCUGUAGAGCUGACAGACCUUGACCUCAGCAUAAACUGCCUCACAGACAAGGGAGUCAAAGAACUUUCAACAGGACUGAAGAAUCCUUACAGCCAUCUUAAAACUCUCAACCUGAGUUACUGCAGUCUGACUCAUGACUGUUGUACAGAGUUAGCAUCCGCACUUGCAUCGUAUGAAAGCACCGUCAGUGAGCUGGACCUGUCUGGUAACAAGAUUCAGGAUAAAGGAGUCAGGACUCUCUGCCUGGCACUCACAAGCACCCAGUGUAAACUUGAAAAACUACUACUUAGGAGCUGUGGCUUCAGCUCAAGGAGCAUCGACUUUUUCACGACUGCCCUGAAGUCAAACCGUCGCCUGACAGAACUGCACAUCAUGGGAAACAAUCUGAACGACCAGGGAAUCAACGUGCUGAUGGAAAUGACGCAGAAUGAGAAAUACAUGUUAAAGUCAAUAGAUGUGUCAACAGACUGAGCACAGAGAGGGAGAAGAUAUUCCAAGACAGACAAGAAAUAUAUACAUUUAACCAUAAUGGGACUUCAAGGUGUGGCAUGAUCUGUCACCAUUUUUGUAGUGGGAAAUCUGCAAUAAAUUUGUCAUUUUAUUCCUAAUUCUUAUUAAUUCUUUUUUUUUUACUAUGGUUGCACCCUAUUGCUGAACUCUGUGUUCGACAUGCUUGUUUGUCAUUUAGUUAAUUCAAGUAUGUAUGUUCAUGUUCAUUGUCAUACAUGGAGCAGCAAUAUGUAAUGGUUAAAGAGUUACCUGUUUCCCAGUAUAUUUUUACCCCUUGUUAGCUUUUUUCCUCAUGCAAUAUCCCUUAUUACGAAAAUAAUGCACAAGUUACAGUUCUGUAUUCCAAGUCUUAAGUAUUUAUCAGUGUACACAAACUAAAAGUUUACUUUCACAGUAAAUACUGUGUUGUGCUACUAAAUGAUGUUUUUGAAUUAAACUUACU